AUGCGGGGACAUGUGGGGGAUAUUAACUAUACAUUAAAGGCUAAAUGGAAAGCUUCCUACCGAAGAAGACGCUUAUGGAUAUAA
This is a messenger RNA of Debaryomyces tyrocola, 84 nucleotides long. The record is from the annotation of a GenBank genome assembly. NCBI's taxonomy places the organism in Eukaryota, Fungi, Ascomycota, Pichiomycetes, Serinales, Debaryomycetaceae.